Messenger RNA from Amaranthus tricolor (Joseph's coat), 526 nucleotides. RefSeq names its product early nodulin-93-like. The coding region runs from base 96 to 386 and encodes 96 amino acids. Lineage: Eukaryota; Viridiplantae; Streptophyta; Magnoliopsida; Caryophyllales; Amaranthaceae. The transcript is spliced from 4 exons. The record is from RefSeq and is a predicted model, not a curated record.
UUCUACUCAACCUAUUAAACCUAAAAUUAUAUUCUUGCCGGUUAAAUUACACAUUCUACUCAACCUAUUAAACUUAAAAUUAUAUCCCCCUCAGAAUGGCAAAGAAUGUUGCGCACUCCCCCUCAGAAGCCUCAUAUGACCAGAGGCUAGCCAUGGCCAAGCAAUACUCUCAUGAGGGCGUUGUAGCUGGAGCGAAGGCUGGUCUUGUUGCUGGAGUUAUAACCGCCAUCCCAACUAUAGCAAGCGCUAAAAUGCUCCCAUGGGCAAAGGCCAAUCUUAACUACACUGCUCAGGCUCUCAUAAUAUCAACAGUGGCAGGAGCAACAUAUUUCAUAGUAGCAGAUAAAACAGUUUUGAAAUUGGCACGUCGCAAUUCCUUCCGUUGAAAUGAGAUGUAAGCUCAGACCCUACUAUUUAACGGAAUUUACUAAGCAAGAUAAUGAUGAAAUGAAAUGCAGAAUAAAAGAGGGUAAAAUCGUGAUAUUUUAAUUAACGAACGCAUGAUUAAAAAUAAGUUAUCACUACG